Messenger RNA from Rattus norvegicus (Norway rat), 7149 nucleotides. The record is from RefSeq and is a predicted model, not a curated record. Lineage: Eukaryota; Metazoa; Chordata; Mammalia; Rodentia; Muridae.
GCAGGGCAAAACGAUUUUCCCCCUAGCCCCUCGGUAUCCAUUGUUUUGUACCAUCCCCUCCCCCAUGCCUAGGUAGAAGAAUAAGGACUCCAAAGCUGUAAUUCGCCCGCCUCUCCCCACUCUUCCCCCCAACCCCCCAGUCCCUCUCAGCAGAGGUUUGGGUUAACUGUGCAAGUAGGGGUUUACAAACAGGUGGAACGCUUGUCUAUUUGGGAAUCGGAAAGAUGAUGUUUUUGGGGUGCGUUUUUCAUCUGAUUUCACCUUUACACUUGGGAGAUUCGAUUUUCUCCCCAUCGGUUUGUAGCUUUAUGAGGUGAUGAAAAUAAAAGAGGAAACCCUGUUUUGCGACCUAUCCCCUCAAGUGUUUCUGAGGGCUCUGGGGAAGUAAAAAUUAGCUUACAACUGUGGACUGUUUGGUAUAUUGGUCUCCAGCAGGAUGCUGAGUCUGGGAGCUUACCCCUGUGUAAUCUUGUACACUCUUUGUAGAUGUCAGAAGUUCUAGCAUCUACCGGAAGGAUUGCCGAGUCAAAAACUUUGCUGUUUUUCAGAAUCGAAGGGUGGACUUGUGCAAGCAAGCGUUUUUGUGUUUAAGUCAUCAGCACUGACAAAGAUGUUUGGUUUUAAAGACCUACAUUUAUUAGUGCACUCCUCGUUCCUUUAGUCACCCAUCGUUGGCAUGGUCUUUGUAACUGUUCUUUGUUAUAUAUUUGAAGAAACUUAAAGGUUUAGCUAUUCACAAUGUGUAAUAUUCAAUAAGUCUACAAAUUAAGUUCCAACUAUGUUUGAAUUCUUCAAAUGUUUUAUUUUUCAUAUGAGAGUUAAAGAUUAUAGAAAUAAAUUACCUAAAUACUUAAAUCAUUCACCACAAUGGAGCUUAGGCUGAAUACUUAAAAACUUUUUAAGUAUGAAGUCUUUUAAACUUACUGAGACUCAAAGUAUUUUUAUUUUAGAUUGAGUGUGCAAAGUAAAAUAAAGGGUUUUGUCUAAGGUUUGUACCUUUCAAAGAUUAAAUAUGACAUAAAGGUAACAUGACAUCACACUCGUGAAAUCUCAGUUUGGAGUUAGUCUCACCUCACUCUAACCAAGUAUAUUUUCCCCAGAUGCUUAUUCAGUUUCCGAAGAAACUAUAUUUGUCACGGUUGGCAUUUCGGUUAUGAUAUUCUCAAUGUUUUUCUUUCAUUAUUUAGAAGUUAAUAUGGAUUGAAAAAUGGUAUAAAGAGAUACCUUAGUAUUUUGAAUCUGGAUUACAUUUUAGUUUGUUUUUCUAAGAUGUCAUGAUCAGAAAUUAGAUCAGAACUGAUUUUGGUCCUUGUAGCAAAUAUAGGUGGAAAGUUGGCGUGUGAACUUCAAAACAGUCAUAAAUUUGGAGCACUUCAUGUUUAAAUAAGAACAGGAAAAUUAUUACUUUUGAUGUGCUUGUAGAAACAUUAUCACAUUGGCUGAGGAUGUAGCUUAGUGGUAGAGUGUUUCCAUAACAUGUACAAUGCCCUGGGUUUGAUUUUCCUAGCCCUGUAUUAAGUACAUACACACAUACAUAGCUGUUUUUUAUGUGACUCAGAACAGGACAAUGGCUUUCCCUCUUCCAGUAGUAACUAAUUAUAUUCUAUAUGAGGUAACCUCAGGAUGGCGUCUGACUUGUUGCUGCGAUGUGAGCUUGUUUGUUCUUAUGUGCGUGAGUUUUGCCUGCAUGUGUAUAUGCAGCACAAGAGGCCAGAAGACGGCAGAUACACAGGAGUUGGAGUUACAGAGGGUUGCUGGUCCUCUAGAAGAGCAGCCAAUGUUCUUAAACUGCUGAGCUAUCUUUCCAGCCUCAAAUAUAAUUUUUUUGUCUUCUAUUAUCAAUAUCAAUUGUGGAUAAAAUUGGGAUGUUUUGUGCAAGUAAUGAAAUUUCAGUCAUACUUUUAAAAAUUUGCUGAAUUAUUUUUUGUAUAUUAUGUUUCCGAAAGGUUCUUGUUUUUAAAAAGGUAAUUCACAUAUAAAAAUUUUCUUAGACCGGAACAAAAACUAGACCUCUUGUGUAUAGAUCUAAGGGUGUGACUGUUUGGAGUGUGAAGAUGAAACAAAAGAACAUUUCUGAGGCUUAGUUGCUGUGCCCUUCAUCUGUCUUUCAAGGAUGAAGAAGCAUAAAAAAGUUCCCUCAGUGAGCUCUGAGGUUUGUAGCUUAGAUGUGGUGUAAGACUUCUGGAAUUUGUUUACAAAACUAUCUAAAUUAAGGGAGGGGAUUUAGAUAUUAGGAAGUAUCAGUGUUUAUUUUUAUUAGACUAUUAGUGAGUGGGUAAAUGUUUUCUUGUAAAUGAAUUGACACUGGCUAUAUAAUCUAGCAGAAUGAUAUGUAAAGUGAUACUUGAAAUGAGUCGUGUAAAUAAUUAGUUUGGUAGACAAUCUUGCUUAGUGUCAGACUUACCAUAGUUUGUGCAUUAGCUGUUUUGUAUCACAUCAUUUGUAACUGAAGGCUAAUGAACAAAAGCAUGAGCAUAACUAAGCAUCUGCUCUCUUUACAGUAUCCUAACUGCUAGGCCUUCAUACACGGGCUACACCACAUCAAAGCUGUGCCCUCUAGACCUUUUUAGAAGUAUUUUCUCGUAAUGAAGUAACUCCCAAUAUUCUUAUCUACUUGUCUAAGCUUGACUUUUAAAAUUUGCAGUUUCAUAAGUUACAAGGGACUGUGGUGUGCUUGGACUUGGACUGCUGCAUAGUAUCUGAAAUGUGCUUGUUAAUCAGUACAGGGUAGAGAAAACAUUUGGUGAGUCUGAAAAAAAGUAUUCUAAAAUAGGUACCCAUUUUAAAGUAAAAUAGUUUUUAUUCAGUGUAUUCUCCUUGUCCCUAACUUUUUAGAAAGGCAUUGUUAGUUCAGUGAAGCAAAGUUGGAACACAUAAAAAGAGUAUUAUAAUUACAAAGUGGUUUUAAGCUUUUGAGAUGAUGACAUGUGUUUCUUGAGUAAGUAUGUAGUUCUCAUUGUCAAGAUUGAAAGAGAACUAAUUAGAUUUCAUACUGUCUCAGUGCAAUUUAGGAUAGUCAGAAAUGAUAACAAAAAGUAAGGGCUCUUUUCUAGGGAGAGUGGACACACUGCUUGUGUCUAAACUACUGUUUAAAGGGUAAAGUUAGCCUAUUAGUAUACCUGAGAGUUUUAUGAAUUGUUUUUGUGACGUCUUUAUGACACUAUGAAUUUCUAAUGUUUCAAUAUAUUAGCCUCCAUUGCUAUCCAGAAGUUUUACCAUUUUAAUUAUAUAAUUUUAUAGCUGAUAAAUUUUUUUAUUAGGGUCUGGGGAGAUGGCACAGCCUUAUGUAGUCCAAGUUAGCCUCAGAUCUGAAGUAACAGGCUGGCCUGCCUGCAACUCAAGCCUCUGCCUCAGUUUCUGGAGUGUGGGGUUUUACAGGGAAUCCUAAUGAACUGACCAGCAGCAUUUUCACAAGUUGAAAUGAACAGAGAGCUUUUAGAGCCAACAUGUAACAGAUGGAUGUGAGCCCAAGGCCAUCAUCUUCAUGCCGACACUCUUGACUGGGUAGGAUCUGUCUCUUCAUCUUUGAUCUGGAUUGCUGGCAAAUAAAAGGAGUUCAUGUAGUGUUUUAGUUAAGCUUGAGUCACCAUGAGUAGUAGUUUAGGAAAAGAAAAAGACUCGAAAGAGAAAGAUCCCAAAGUACCAUCUGCCAAGGAAAGAGAAAAGGAGGCAAAAGCCUCUGGAGGUUUUGGGAAAGAAAGCAAAGAAAAAGAACCUAAAACCAAAGGGAAAGAUGCCAAAGAUGGAAAGAAGGAGUCCAGUGCUGCCCAACCUGGUGUGGCUUUUUCAGUCGACAAUACCAUCAAACGGCCUAAUCCAGCACUUGGGACUAGAAAGAAAUCCAGCAAUGCCGAGGUAACUAAGGAGCUUAACAAAUGCCGGGAGGAGAACUCAAUGCGCUUGGACUUAUCCAAGCGGUCUAUACAUAUACUGCCGCCGUCAGUCAAAGAGUUGACACAACUCACGGAACUUUAUUUAUACAGUAACAAAUUGCAGUCCCUCCCAGCAGAGGUGGGCUGUCUAGUCAAUCUUAUGACGCUGGCUCUCAGUGAGAAUUCACUCACCAGUUUGCCUGACUCUCUCGAUAACUUGAAGAAGCUGCGGAUGCUUGAUUUACGGCAUAAUAAACUGAGAGAAAUCCCUUCGGUGGUGUACAGGCUAGACUCCCUGACUACUCUCUACCUUCGCUUUAACCGCAUAACCGCUGUGGAGAAGGACGUCAGAAACCUGCCGAGGCUCAGCACGCUUAGCAUCCGAGAGAACAAAAUCAAGCAGCUCCCUGCCGAGAUCGGUGAACUGUGUAACCUCAUUACCCUGGAUGUAGCUCACAAUCAACUUGAACACCUUCCGAAGGAGAUUGGGAACUGCACCCAGAUAACCAACCUGGACCUGCAGCACAAUGAGCUGCUAGACCUCCCAGACACAAUAGGAAACCUGUCCAGUUUAAAUCGCCUUGGCCUGAGGUACAAUAGAUUGUCAGCAAUACCCAGAUCAUUAGCAAAAUGCAGCGCACUUGAGGAGCUAAAUCUAGAGAACAAUAACAUUUCUACUCUGCCAGAGAGUCUUUUAUCCAGUCUUGUAAAAUUGAAUAGCUUGACCUUAGCUAGAAAUUGCUUCCAGUUGUACCCAGUGGGAGGCCCAUCUCAGUUUUCCACCAUUUAUUCCCUCAACAUGGAACACAAUCGAAUCAACAAAAUCCCAUUUGGAAUUUUUUCCAGAGCUAAAGUGCUGAGUAAGCUGAAUAUGAAGGACAAUCAGUUAACAUCACUUCCUUUGGAUUUUGGAACUUGGACCAGUAUGGUAGAAUUGAAUUUAGCGACCAAUCAGCUCACAAAGAUCCCGGAGGACGUGUCUGGUCUUGUUUCUCUUGAGGUUCUAAUAUUAUCGAACAAUCUUCUAAAGAAGCUUCCCCAUGGUCUUGGAAACCUUAGAAAGUUACGAGAAUUAGACCUGGAGGAGAACAAGCUGGAGUCCUUGCCCAAUGAGAUUGCUUAUCUUAAGGAUUUACAGAAAUUAGUCUUGACAAACAACCAGUUGACCACUCUCCCCAGAGGCAUCGGUCACCUUACCAACCUCACACACCUUGGUCUCGGAGAGAACCUUCUCACUCACCUUCCUGAGGAAAUUGGUACACUGGAAAACCUAGAGGAGCUGUACUUGAAUGACAACCCCAACCUUCACAGCCUCCCCUUCGAGCUUGCCCUCUGCAGCAAGCUGUCAAUCAUGAGUAUUGAGAACUGUCCACUCAGUCACCUCCCACCUCAAAUUGUUGCUGGAGGGCCUUCAUUCAUUAUUCAGUUCUUAAAGAUGCAGGGUCCGUAUCGUGCCAUGGUCUGAUACAAACUGCUGGUCCCAUACACUGUUCAAAAUAGACUGCCAUUACUCUUUGGUAUCUGUAUCUGUGUCUGUGUGGAUAUCGAUCUAUGGCAGACUUAUAAAGACUGCAUUAUGUGUUUCUGCUAAUAGAGGAAUCAUAGCCAUUUAGAUUUUUUUAAUUCUGUAAAAAAAAAAAGGCUUAAUAAGUUUUCUUUGCUAAAUUUGAUGGGUGUUUUUUCUGUUGUGUAAUCUGAUAUGCCAGUUUGUUUAAAAAUCUUCCAACAAAUUAUGAAGUCACUAAAUUUAAGGGACAAAAUAGUAUAGUUAAAUAUAUGUUUCUCUUAGGCAAAUGUGGGCCAAAAAUUUUGUUACAUCUUUUCAUGUAAUUUCCCCCUAAAAUUGUCAGAUCUUUAUAACAGCAUAGACCCUGAAGAUAGAAUUUUUCUUUAACUUAUUUUGAAAUUUGAAAUUUAAAUUUUAUAUAUUGUUUACAAUCAGAGUGAAUCACUGGAUUAUUUUGAUUUGCUCUGUUUUAAUCAGUCACAUAAAGUUUAUAUUCUGUUAAAGAAUUUGCAUCAGUUAGUUUAAAUAUUAAAAGAUACUUUGUCCACACAGCUGGCAAACAGAAAAUAUACAUUUAGAAAUCAAAUUUUGACUAGUUUACUUCUCCAGUGAACUCGCUGUAAAGCACAUGCGUGCAGUGACUGUUGGGGCGGGGACCGACCUUCCUAGGAUAAGUAAGUUUGCUGCGUGGGAGUGGAGUCUAUGGUGAAAGGCCUUCUCUUCCCUUCUCUUCUUUUUUCCCCACUCCCAAAGUUGCAGAUCCACAAAAAUUUAACAAAAAUUUGGCAAGUAAAUAACACAUAAACACACAUUCUAUAUAUGUAUAUACAAUGCUAUAUAGAUAUGUAUUUAUUCUAUCAUAAACUACAAUAGGUAACUUAAAAGACUUCUUUCUCCCUCUACUUGUACAAUGAGAUGAAUGUCUCUAAGGUUAUUUAACAGUGUACUAUGGUUUUAUAUCUUGGCUCGCCUUGUCCAUCUUCUGUUGGGGAGUAUCUGUGUCUAAGCACAUCUUCACACUGUGCUGUAUUGCUGCUGAACUAAAUGCACUUUCCCCAUCCAUGGGGCACUGGCUUCAAACAAUUCAGUUCAGUACCAUUACUCAGUCUCAUCCUCUCGUCGUGCGUAGGUGGUAGCACAGGUAUGGAAAACGGCAUUGCACUGAUGCCAUUGGCAGUCUGUGGAAGUUAUGUAGGAUGUGCAUGGACUCUUUGAUAAUAGUUUCUUUUGCUUUACUGCCUUUAUGAAUAUCAACUGUAAAUGUGUGCCCCUUACAUAGUAUUCUUAUUUUUGGUAGUGUUUGUCUAGGUCAGUUUAAUUACUGAGAACACCCCCCGCCCCCCCUGAGCAAGUGCAUCCUAGAUACAGUCCUGAAACACACCUUCCAUGCAAUGAAUGACUGAGUAAAUAUUGCUGCUUGUUCUUCUGUUUUGCGCCCCCUCCCCCACUUUUGGGUAUUUUGUUCUAAACAACUAUUUUUAAAAAUUAAAACUGUAAUAUCAAGAUAAAAAUUUGGACUUUUGCUUUUCCUGGCACUCAAACUCAAGACUGGGUUUGAGGUCAAAUCUGUGUUCGUAAUUGGCAAAUUUGUAAGAAGCAAAUAAGAAACGGAAGGCAGGUAAAGAUAGAAAACCCUAGAAUGCCUAAAUGUGCUAUAAAACUAUUGUAGAUGUUCACUGGAUUUUACAAAGUAAUAGCCUUUCUCCUCUUCCAUCUACUGUGGCUUUUCAGUUAAGAUUUUGUUUAUAAAAGGAAUUUAUUACAGUUCUA